Branchiostoma belcheri (Belcher's lancelet) is the source of this 767-nucleotide messenger RNA. Its product is annotated as MORN repeat-containing protein 5-like. The record is from RefSeq and is a predicted model, not a curated record. The coding region runs from base 21 to 545 and encodes 174 amino acids. The transcript has 5 exons. Lineage: Eukaryota; Metazoa; Chordata; Leptocardii; Amphioxiformes; Branchiostomatidae.
UCCUUGACAACCAAAACAAAAUGGAGUACACCGGCAGCAGUUAUGAGGGUGACUUCCACAAUGGACGGAUGGAAGGGAAGGGGACCUACAACUUCCCGACCGGUACGCGGUACGACGGGGAGAUGAAGGACGGCACGUUCCACGGGAAGGGCACGCUGUUCUUCCCAAACGGCAGCAAGUACGAGGGCGAGUGGGAAAACGGCAUCGCUAACAAGGGCAAGUACACAUUUGCGGAUGGUCUGGAGUAUGAUGAUGAUGAGUGGUUAUACUGUGACGGGUACGACAGACGCUUCUACACAGAAAUCUGUAACGGACUCAAACCUGCAGGUCGUUCACAGUUAACCAACAGAGUACCCCCCAGGGAGAUCCCAGAAGGCUGCUAUGACUGUGGCGAUGGUUUCUACAACCCCAAGACCAGAGUAGUGGUGGAUUACAACCAUAAGUUCCUCAGAAAUGCAGAUGAUGAUGAACAUGACUGGAUUGUCAAGACGUGCAGAAAAGGUUGGGACGAGAUCGUCGGAUAUCAGCCCAAGAUGGAUGCAUAGGAUUUGAUAUAAUAAGGAUAAUAAAUUCAUGUAGGAGCUACCUACAUAUUUUAAUAUAUGUAUCAUGUACUGGUGUCCAAACUCGUGUAAAGAUCAGGGCUAGGUUAGAUCAGUAAAUGUCGAGCAAAAAUAUGUACUGAUUUUGUAACAUUACAGCGCUUGUAUAUACAUGUAUUGCUUCAUGUAAUUGUGUGGUAUGGUGUUGAAAUCCUGAAUAUAAAU